CUUCCUCCCAGAUGCGAGGUCUCAUCAAAGCUCCUCAAAUAGCGUAGAAAAGCCCGUUCUUUUUGGUAUAUUUGCUUGGAUAGUAUGUCCAAGUGCUUCUAUUUCAUGAGGCCAUUGGCCCCUCCUUUUCCGACCAGCUUCAUCUGGCUGGCGAACAGGUGAAUGGAUCUUGUUUUGAUAUUUGGUGGCUAUGGCAAUUCAUAGUCAGUUCCACGCUGUUUGUGAAGCAAAUAGUUGCCUGUCUUCCUGUCUUCUCUCUCCUUCUUUCCCUAUAUAUUUGCGAUGUGGUACUUGCUCCAUUGUAAUGUACCGUGCGGCUCUUUCGUCCCGUCGCCGCCUUCUCAAUAUCUGCCAAACGCCCCUUUGCAUCAUCAUCGUCAUCGUCAUCAUCAGCAUCAGCACCAGCAUCAGCAUCAUCGUCAUCAUCAUAUCAAUACUCAUCAGUCUUUCGUUUGAAGCAAAAAGAAAAUCUUCAUCUCUGGCUACUGCCGAACGGAGUGCAUCUCCAUUGUAAUGCUCUCAACAUCGCUCCCCCCUUGUCUUUUUCCGGUUAUCGAACACCACGUCCCGCCCAAAAUUGGACAUGGUUUCUUCAAAGCAGGGGCCGAUGUACGAAAUAUCGAGUACUCGAGAACUGUCGCAUUUUGCACUGAGAACUCAAUAUCACUGCUUACAUUCUACAAGGCAGUAUGGGCCUUGAUACUAAAACAUUUUGCCAAUACUGACCAUGUCUUCUUCGGAGUGACAGAGGCCAGCCGUAGCAGGUGUAGGAUACCGCCUGCUUCUCUAGGCACGGUUCAAGCAUACGCACAAACCCAGUCAUGGUGUCAUGUCCAUCUUUCUGAGACGAACACUAUCCUUGAAAUCCUCCAACGGAUAGAAUCAGACACGCGGCGCGGAUGCCCUAGUGAAGGGUUGAAGCUAACAUCUGCGAGUUUCAACACUGAGAUACAUUUGCUACAAGGAGAUAUCUCUGAGUAUAUGAACAAAGACGAUCGAUAUCUGUGUCCUCAUAUGAUUGAUAUCCAACUAUGUAUCUCGCCAGAUCGAUUCGUUUGCCGGUGUCGGGCUUCGUCGAUGACGGGAACAGCUGCUCAAAGCUUAUGCGAAACAUUCAAGAAAACCGCUGCAAAUGUAUUGGCCAACCCACGACAAACCGUUCCAAGUUUGGAUAUGCUUUGUAAUUAUGACAGAUCCCGAAUCGAACGCUGGAACAGAAUAGAUCCGUGGAAUCACACCAUAAAAGCAUGCAUUCACGACCUGAUACAUAUCCAGGUAUCCUCUCAACCCGAGAGCCUUGCUGCUGAUGGCUGGGAUGGGUCCAUGACCUUCCGCGAACUAUGGGAUCAAUCCUCACGAUUAUCCUAUUACCUUCACGAUCUUGGAGUCAAACAAGGGAUAAUGGUGCUUUUCAGCAUGGCGCUAUCCAAAUGGACCAUUAUUGCUAUGCUGGCUAUUCUUCGCACUGGUGCUACUUGCGUACCAAUCGAUCUUCUGGACCCAUCACAUUAUAUUCAGUCUAUAGAAGCAAAACUCGUCUUUGCUGACCCGUCCCAGCUGGAGCAGCUUUAUGGCGAAGUCAAGUAUAUAAUCACCGAGUUACCGAAUUUCAUUAACCUACUCGGACCAGCGCCUGAUAUUUACGAACCACAAGUCUCCCCUCAAGACCCGGCCUUUAUCACGUUCACAUCUGGCAUCACAUCCGCACCAAAACCAGUAAUCCUAUGCCAUGAAGCCAUAUGUACCAACAUUCUCCACCUUGCAGAAACCUUGGAAAUUAAUGACAAAUCGCGGGUUUUUCAUUGUUCAUCGCUUACCUCCAAUAUGAGCAUUUUUGACAUUUUCGGCACCAUCGCCAAAGGUGGAUGCGUAUGCUAUGCCACAGAAUAUGGCAGGGCCAAAAAUCUAUCACGCGCUAUUUGUACUUCCCAGGCCACUCACGCCUUCCUUACCCCUACCCUCUUACGCGAACUUACUCCAGAUAGCGUACGCAACCUGCAAGCCAUAUCGGUCAUCAGCGACGGCCUCACGAUAAACGACGUACUGAAGUGGAAGGACCACGUCAGUUUAUUCCAUCUCUACGGCAAUACAGAAUGCACAAUCUGCUGCACCGCCACGGACGCACGCCACCAGGAACGAUUAAGAUACCACGGCCGGCUCAACAUCGGCCGCGCGAUCGGUUGCAGGACAUGGAUUGCACAGCCAGGCAAUGCUCAUCGCAGACUUGUCCCUAUUGGGGGAGUUGGUGAGCUGUUGAUCGAAGGGUCGACCUUAGCUCGUGGUUACUAUGUAUUAGAAACGGGAGAGGAGGGGGACGGUGGGGAGAUGGUGAUGCGUGCAGAACCCUUUAUCUUUGACCCUGAAUGGCUUGCGAAGUUUCCAAGUAUACGCGCGUCGGGGAGGAGAGUUCGGAUGUAUAGGACGGGAGAUCUGGUGAGGUAUGAGUGCGAUGGGUCCAUCAAGUUCGUGGGACGGAUGGGAGAUGUAAAGUAACCUUACUGUUCAUCGUCUGGGGCAAGGCCCUUGGGGAGUGGCCAAGGGAGGUAUGGAUCUUUUAGACGGAUAGGAUUAGACGUCUUUAUUCAAUAUGAGAAAGGUCGAUUGUUUCAUAUAUGAGGACUAUAGCGUUUUGAAGGGUAGAAGCAGUAGAAGAAGGAGAGAAGAUGAGUA
Messenger RNA from Blastomyces gilchristii SLH14081, 2670 nucleotides. RefSeq names its product lysergyl peptide synthetase LpsB. Bases 514 to 2493 code for a protein of 659 amino acids. Gene Ontology annotation, molecular function: phosphopantetheine binding. Gene Ontology annotation, biological process: amino acid activation for nonribosomal peptide biosynthetic process; secondary metabolite biosynthetic process. The transcript has 2 exons. The record is from RefSeq and is a predicted model, not a curated record. NCBI's taxonomy places the organism in Eukaryota, Fungi, Ascomycota, Eurotiomycetes, Onygenales, Ajellomycetaceae. Gene Ontology annotation, cellular component: cytoplasm.